AUGAAAGCAACAUUAUUGUGGACAAUAAGUGACUUUCCAGCUUAUGGAAUGUUAAGUGAGUGGAGUACUCAUGGAAAACUUUCAUGUCCAUAUUGUAUGGGGAACAGUAAGUCAUUUGUACUUGAGCAUGGUAAGAAAUGUUGUUGUUUUGACUGUCAUCAUCAAUAUCUUCCUCUUGAACAUCUGUUUCAUCGUGAUUGA
Lathyrus sativus (Indian pea) is the source of this 201-nucleotide messenger RNA. The record is from the annotation of a GenBank genome assembly. NCBI's taxonomy places the organism in Eukaryota, Viridiplantae, Streptophyta, Magnoliopsida, Fabales, Fabaceae.